Messenger RNA from Arachis ipaensis, 1866 nucleotides. The record is from RefSeq and is a predicted model, not a curated record. NCBI's taxonomy places the organism in Eukaryota, Viridiplantae, Streptophyta, Magnoliopsida, Fabales, Fabaceae.
AUGGAUACACCAAUUUUUGAAGAAGCAUUGUACGGCAGUGCUUAUGACAUGAGGGAGGAUUCUAAUUCCACCGACGUUAAUGUUCUGUGUUUGAGUGAAGAUGACACACCACAUGGAAAAGAAUCUGAAGACGCUAUUCAGAAAAAGGAUGAUGCUACGGUCCCGGAUCACACUGGAAUUCCAAUGGAGGAAAUCUCGUACGUAGGAUUGAGAUUUAAUUCGUUACAGCGAGCACAAGAGUUCUAUUCUAAUUAUGCAAAGAAAGUUGGGUUUGUGACGAGGAUUAGGAAUACAAACUUUGACAAGACCAGGAAGGAAUUAAAGGUACCUAUUAAUCAAUCGAUACACUGUAAUCGUGAAGGUUAUCGGGAGUCUCGAGUGAAGGCAGCAAUGCGGGUAAAGAGAAUAACAACAGUUGGGUGCAAAGCAAGGAUGUACGUGAUGCUUGAUAGGCAUAAUGAUAAUUGGCUGGUGACCAAAUUAGAAUUGAAGUACACCCACGCGUGUUCUGCCGAGCAAGCUGUGCAUUAUAGUGAGUACAGGAAACUGACCAUGCAUGCUAAGUGUGUGAUUCAGAACAAUGAUGAGGCUGGCAUACGGCCUAACAAGACUUAUCUCGCACUGGCGAACGAGGUUGGUGGGUCAUCAAAGUUGGGUUACUCAGAAAAGGAUGUUAGGAACUACAUAACGAGGAAUUUGCACUGUGCUGAUGUAAACGAAGAUGUGAAGGAAAUGAUUAUAUAUUUCAUGCGAAUGAGAGAUAUUAACCCGAAUUUCUUCUAUGCAGUUGACGUGGACGAAACUAACAAGUUUAAGAGUGUGAUAUGGGUAGAUGCAAGAUGCAGGGCAUCAUAUGAAUAUUUUGGAGAUGUGGUAUCGUUUGAUACAAUGUACAGAAGGAACAAGCAUGGACUUCCGUUUGCAUCUUUCGUUGGUGUCAACCAUCACGGCAAGUCCACACUACUCGGAUGUGCUUUGUUGGGUAAUGAGGAAAUUCCUAGCUUUGAGUGGGUCUUUAAAAACUGGUUAAAUUGCAUGGAAAAUCCCCCACAGGCCAUCAUCACGGACCAGUGUAAAUCCAUAUUUGGCGCAAUUAAGAAUGUCUUCCCAAAUACUAGACACCGAUGGUGUAUAUGGCACAUAAUGAAGAAGAUACCACAUAAGCUCGGAGGAUAUGCUAAAUACAGGGAAAUAGAUGAUAAAAUGCAUGGCACUGUUUGGAAUGCCCGUUCUGAAGAGUCUUUUGAGAAAGAUUGGUGUCCAUUCGUAUGUUUGGAAGGUUCGGUUUUUACUUUACUCGAUUUCAGCCCCCGUUGUCAUCGGAUGAUUGACCUUUACGAAGAUCGUCGAAUGUGGGUUCUAAUAUAUUUCCAAGGUGAAUUUUGGGCUGGUAUGAGAAGUACCCAACGGAGUGAGAGUAUGCACGCCUUUUUCGGUGGUUACCUGCAUUGUAAAAGUGGAGUGGUUCAGUUCGUGCAUGAGUAUGACAAUGUGCUUGGGAACAAAGAGCAAAAAGAACUGGAGGAUGAUGCUGCAGACUCUAAAGGAGUUGUCCCAUACACAGUACCAUCUUACUAUGUUAUCCCUCGAUGGAGCAAGAAUGUACAGCGAAAACACACUUUCAUCAAGAGCAGCCAUGACGAGAAGCGAUCAGACGAAAGUCACAACUUAUUUAGACGACUGUGUUCACACUUCUACAAUGUAGCACAAGAUUUUGUGACAUGUGAAGAAGAAGCGGCCAUGUUACAUUCGGGUCUUGAUCAGUUAAGGUCAAAGUUGCUUGAUUGUCGUGCGAACUUGGUGUCCAGGCGUGUUCCAAGUUCACAAAAUAGCACGGUCACACAGGGCGACCCCCCUUCUUGGUGA